AAUUUCUAGGUUUCUCAAUCAGGCUUAUUGCUGUGCGGCUCUGAGGGAACAAUGUCGCACCGCAAGUUUGAGCACCCAAGACAUGGCUCUUUGGGAUUUCUCCCAAGAAAAAGAGCAUCUCGUCAAAGAGGAAAAGUGAAGGCCUUUCCCAAAGAUGAUCCAACAAAGCAAUGCACGUUGACAGCUUUCCUUGGAUACAAAGCUGGGAUGACUCAUAUUGUGCGAGAAGUUGAAAAACCUGGGUCAAAGCUCCACAAGAAGGAAACAUGUGAGGCUGUAACUGUUAUAGAAACACCACCUAUGGUUGUUGUUGGAGUUGUUGGGUAUGUCAAAACACCACGCGGCCUCCGUUGUCUGAAUACUGUUUGGGCUCAACAUCUGAGUGAGGAGCUCAAGAGGAGAUUCUACAAAAACUGGUGCAAGUCUAAAAAGAAGGCUUUUACCAAGUACUCUAAGAAGUUUGAAACCGAAGAAGGGAAGAAGGAUAUUACUGCUCAGUUGGAGAAACUGAAGAAGUACUGCUCUGUCAUUAGGGUUUUGGCUCAUACACAGAUUCGUAAGAUGAAAGGACUUAAGCAAAAGAAAGCCCACCUCAUGGAGAUUCAGGUGAAUGGAGGAGAUGUUGCAAAGAAGGUUGAUUAUGCUUAUAGCCUUUUCGAAAAACAGAUACCUGUUGAUGCUGUUUUCCAGAAAGACGAGAUGAUUGACAUUAUUGGGGUGACCAAGGGUAAGGGAUAUGAAGGUGUGGUGACCCGAUGGGGUGUUACCCGCCUGCCUCGCAAAACUCACCGUGGUCUUCGUAAGGUUGCAUGUAUUGGUGCCUGGCAUCCAGCUAGGGUUUCAUUCACUGUUGCCAGGGCUGGGCAAAAUGGUUACCAUCAUAGGACAGAAAUGAACAAGAAGAUUUACAAGCUGGGGAAGACUGCUCAGGAGUCUCAUUCUGCCAUGACGGAGUUUGACAGGACUGAGAAAGACAUUAAUCCGAUGGGGGGAUUUCCGCAUUAUGGUAUUGUGAAAGAUGAUUAUCUGAUGAUAAAAGGCUGCUGUGUGGGACCGAAGAAGCGGGUUGUAACUUUGAGGCAGUCGUUGCUGAACCAAACAUCGAGGUUGGCAUUGGAGGAUAUCAAACUCAAAUUCAUCGAUACAUCCUCCAAAUUUGGCCAUGGACGAUUCCAGACAACAGAAGAAAAGGCCAAAUUCUAUGGUCGACUUAAAGCUUAAGAAAAUAAGCAUAUUGAGGAGAACUUCAAGCUUUCAAGAUUUGAGAGGAUUUGUUCCCCUCCUAUUUCCCCUUUUCAAGUUUAUCUUUGCUGAAUAGUAUCUAAUUGCGGCAUGCUUUGUUGUUGGAAGUCUAAUUUUGAUUAUGGCAAUGGAUUCUAUUAUUCAUUUUCUAUUUUCAAUGUUUUUGACCUUUAUGCCGAAUGUAUUAUGAACAUUUUCGAUUUUGACAAAGCAUGCUCGUGUCUUUCGUUUU
Messenger RNA from Olea europaea var. sylvestris, 1474 nucleotides. RefSeq names its product 60S ribosomal protein L3-2. Gene Ontology annotation, biological process: translation; ribosomal large subunit assembly. The coding region runs from base 52 to 1221 and encodes 389 amino acids. The record is from RefSeq and is a predicted model, not a curated record. The transcript is spliced from 6 exons. Gene Ontology annotation, cellular component: ribosome; cytosolic large ribosomal subunit. Gene Ontology annotation, molecular function: RNA binding; structural constituent of ribosome. NCBI's taxonomy places the organism in Eukaryota, Viridiplantae, Streptophyta, Magnoliopsida, Lamiales, Oleaceae.